This is a messenger RNA of Pecten maximus, 1372 nucleotides long. Its product is annotated as neurogenic differentiation factor 1-like. The transcript has a single exon. Gene Ontology annotation, molecular function: protein dimerization activity. The coding region runs from base 208 to 1053 and encodes 281 amino acids. The record is from RefSeq and is a predicted model, not a curated record. Lineage: Eukaryota; Metazoa; Mollusca; Bivalvia; Pectinida; Pectinidae.
AGUGGGCGGGGCUUUGUGUCUAAUCAAGCGUGUUGACUGACAGCCAAUGCAUUUGGAGAUUUGACAGUCUGGAUAGGUUUAAAAGGCCAACGAUCUCCAAACUUCAUCACUUGUUUUAGCACAGCUACAACUGGCCUGUCUAUUUACGGAAGUGAAUUUCUUUAAUCGUUUGAGUCGACUUUUUAAAACACAACAAAGAACUUUAAGAUGCAUUCAAAAGAGUUUGACAGCAGUUUGGAAGAUAUCACUGUCGAUGUUGAUGAUUCUUUCAAUCAAUCUGAGUUUGAGACCUCGUUUGAUGUCAGGGAUGUGAACUGUCAACGUGAUAAUCAACGUUAUACAGAACAUCGUCACUCGAAAUCGGACGUGUCUGAUGACGUCAGACUAAGAAUCAAUAGCAGGGAGAGACAACGAAUGCACGACUUGAACGCUGCUCUCGACAGUCUCCGUCAAGUCAUGCCGUAUUCACACGGGCCAUCGGUCAAGAAAAUCUCCAAGAUGUCGACACUUUUACUAGCCAGGAAUUACAUCGUAAUGUUGACCAAGUCUUUGGAGGAGAUGAGGAAACUCGUUCAAGACAUGUCGGCCACAAAAUCAGCGGAAGCACCAGUGUUGCCACCUAUUGCCAUUCCUACGGCAACUCAGUUAACAGCUCCCUCUAGUGACUUGGGAGGCCAGUAUUAUUAUCCAAAUAUGCCAACUGCUUCUUCUUCAAGAUUUUCUCCAUACAAGACCCCGGCGUUUGUUCCCUAUAUGGACCCUCCAACACAUACGUCAUCGCCGGUGUCAAAACGCGUUACGUCAUCAAAAAGGUCUCUCUCGACACCGCUUUCUGAUUCCACAAACACUCAUGUGCGUCCUUCGGUUCCAUUCAAACAUUCAGUAUCAGCUAUUCUGGAGGAUAAAAAGCCAUCACAGCCUGUUCCAUGUAAACCUACCCCAUCCAUGUAUUCUCUCAGCGAUGAAUCACAAGCGAUCGUGUCCGGAGCUAUUCCGAACGUCCAUCCACAUUUUCUCGGAUUUCCUCGACAGGAUUGGAAGCCAAUGUAUUGAGUGAAGGUUUGACAAUAUUUUGUGAUAAAUGACAUUGAGACAAUUGUUAGAUGAUAAAGUCAUUCUUUGUCAGGCUCAGAGACAUUGUUUAAAUAGAGCACUGCACAAUGACUUGAAUUAACCAUUAACUGUGAUACGAUUCUAUGUUAGAGGUAACAAGACGGUAUAUUUUCGUUCCUUUCUCUACUCUUUUACUGUCGAUCUAACUGUUUGUGUAUAUAUUGUAUAGUUCUGUAUAUUUGUGUAAAAUCCAAAUACUUAUGUCAGUAAUUUACCAUUGUAUAUAUGUAUAUUACUUAAAUAUGUAAAAUAUUGAUAA